AUGGCGUCAAUCACUCUGGAGGAGCUCCACACUUAUCAUGCCAUCGAUCGGGAGAUAUUCUCUCGGCUGGUGAUAACUCUUAUGAGGGAUCCAGCUGAAUCUCUAUUAGUUAUGGCCCUAUGGCUAUGGCUAGAAGAGAAGGGCUAUCCCAACAUAAUAGCGAAAAUGGUGAAGCUGUCGGAUCCUCUGCUGGAAGCACUAGCCGGUGAAGCAGUUUCAUGUUUGAAUUGUCUAGGAUCCGGCAAUCCUACCAUUCCACCUAACGGUGUUUUUCCUCUUACUGCAAGAAUUAUGGAGAAAGAUAUUUCAUUUCAAAUGUUCCAUCAAAACAAAUUUAGUACCAUCAGUGGGAUAAAAAACUUUCUAAACACUGUUUGUUCUCGAAUUUUUACCGACAUCUUGCAACGUGUGAUGGGGAGCACGUCACAGGUAAUCUCUAAUCAGCCUCUUGUCAUCCCUGGUUUUCCUCACUCAUUAUUUGGCAGGGUCACCAUAGUUCCAAGAGCCAUGGACCAUGGUUUUCCUGUAGGAGGUUUAUGGGGAUGGCACCCAUGUAACAAUGUUUCGGAGGAUGACAGGACCUUGUUUCUGACCUUCUCACGGGGUUUCCCUGUGUCAGAAGAUGAAGUAAGGGAACUCUUCACAAAAAUAUGUGGUGACUGUGUCGAUAGUGUACAUAUGCAGGAAAAUGUCCCCUGUAAUGAACAACCCUUGUUUGCUAGAAUGGUUCUACAUUCUGUCACAAACGUUGAUCAAAUUUUGAAUAGGAGACGCAUAGCUAAGUUCCGCAUCAAUGGUAAACAUAUAUGGGCUCGGAAGUAUGAACGUAGGGAGUAGAUCAUCCGA
Molecule: messenger RNA, 846 nt
Organism: Theobroma cacao (cacao)
Lineage: Eukaryota; Viridiplantae; Streptophyta; Magnoliopsida; Malvales; Malvaceae
Source: RefSeq, a predicted model, not a curated record